UAACAUUUCUGUCUGAAAAAUGAAUGAGUAAGACGUUGGUAAUGGUUAGGGGGCUUGUUCAUUAAGAAAAGGCUUUUAUUAAACUGUGCAUACCACGCCGAUAAGAUACGCAGGUAAGACAAUUACAAUGAUGACGGAGAAAGAAGAUGAAGAGAGAAAAUUGGAAGAAAAGUUGAAAGAAUUGGAAGAUGAUUCUGGGUUCAACCAACCAAUGGAGACGGGGGCGAUCAUUCCAGAUCCAGAGAAAAAUAACAAGAAGAAUCUUGUCUUUGACGAGGAACGCUUCGAAGACACCUUCUUGAAAUGCUUGAUAUGUAGGGAAACGUUUGACGAGGAUGAAAAGAUACCCAAAAUGCUACCUUGUCACCAUACAUUUUGCCUGGACUGUCUGAAGCAGAUGUUCCGUGUGGAGGGCGAGUUUCGGCGUAAUCUCACGUCAGCGUUUCGUAGUAUGCCCGUGGCGGUUAAAAUUUCUUGCCCAACUUGUCGCGAGGGGCUGAUUGCGUCAGAAGCCGAAAUUUUACGGUUACCAAACGACCAUACAGUGAGGGAAUUAAUAGCGUUUGUCAGAUGUACGGGGAAGACUGAUGUAGCUUUCUGCAAGAAACACCAAAUGCAACCUCUGAAUUUCUUCUGCGAGCCCUGUAUUGCCCCUGUGUGUCGAGACUGUACAGUGAUUGACCAUAAAGAGAAAAAUGGACACGUUGUCAUGAAUGUUGAAGAAGCCCUUUAUAAGUACGUACCUGUUCUAGAUGAAACAUUGACAGAGAUGGAAAGCGAAGAGAAAGUCUUGCAUGACAAACGAAUGGCUUUGGAGAAGGCCUCGGACAACUUGGAGCAGAUUCAAAAGGAGCUAGGAGUACAGAUCAGGCAGACGUUUGAUCGAAUUCGUGACGCAAUUGAUGAACGUGAAAGAGAACUUUACUCGGCAGCAGAGCACGAGAUCGAUAAAAAGCGACAGGAGAUUUCUGAUCAGUUAGAACUUGCUUUAAAUCGUGAGGAAACUUUCAAAUCUGAGAGGCUGAAGUUGCAGAAUGCCAAAGAUAACAAAAACAUUUCCGCGAUGUUUUCAAACCAUCAGUCAGCACGUGAAGCUCUGAUGGAGAAAGUCACAGUGCAAGGUCCUUCUCGGUCAAUUCGAGACUUUGCCGUGAGUUUUCAGUUUAACAGCCGACAGGAAAACAACAUAAGGCAUUACAUAUCUAACUUUGGUGACGUCACUUUUAAAAAUGCAUGCUUCGAUCAGUAUACCCUGUAUCAGUCCUUGACCAUUAUCAUUAAAGAGUCUUUUGGUCCUCGGGCUAAUAGAGUGUGUUUAAUAAACGGAAGUGACAUCAUCACAAUCAUGGCGUCUGCUAUAGCAGAAUCCUCCAAGGUUGUCUCGCCAAUACGAAAAAGAACGGCAUCUGAAGAAGCCACGUUGCAGUCUUUACGGACAGAGUUUGACUUUGAACAGAAGAGGAAACUGUUGAAGGACCAACGGAACAUUAUCGUUGAUGAAGACAGUUUCAUAGAGACAUUCCUUAAAUGUCUUAUCUGUCGAGAGCUGUAUGACGAUAUAGAACGUCCUCCAAAACUCUUACACUGCCAUCAUUCCCUUUGUCUUCAAUGCAUUCUUCUUAUUUUUCAAAAAGAGGCUGAGUACCGGAAGAGCCUCACUCCUGCAUACAGUGAACUUCCAACUGCCGUAACUAUCAUUUGUCCCACGUGUCGUACUAAUUUCAUCAUCACCCAGGACGGGAUAAGGGAACUACCAACUGACCAUAGGGUCAUUCAGCUUAUCGAUUUUAUCAGCCAUACUGAAAGAUACACAACUGAUUUCUGCCCACAACACAGAUUUCAACCUAUCAAUUUCUUUUGUGAACUUUGUAGUACGUACAUUUGUCGAGACUGUACUAUUGUAGAUCACCAGGAGGCUCUUGGACACACUGUAGUAGAUUUUGAAAGUGCGAUAAAGAAAUAUAUUCCAGUUCUUGAUAAAGCAAUAAAAGAAAUGGAUUCAGAAAAAGAAGCAAUCAAGAAGAAACAGAAGGCUGUGGAGGAUACGAUAGAAAAUCUCGACAAGGAAGAGAACAGGGUGUCUGAUGAAAUCAAAGAAUCCUUUGCAAAACUUAGAAAGAUUUUGGAGGAAAGAGAACAAGAGGUUCUCCAAAUGGCAAAAAGAGAGGUAGGAAACGAGAAAAAUAAAUUGAAAGAGAAACUUUCUGAAAUGGAGAAACGAACUGAAGAGUUGGAUCAAAAUAUUAAUGACAUACAACAAACAAAAGAAGAAGGGAAACUGGAAAACCUAUACAAAUCAUAUCGAACAUAUUCUGGGUACAGGUCCGAACCCGUCAUCAAAGUCAAGGAGGUCGACGAAGGAGUGGUGGCCAAGUUUUCCUUCAGUAGCAGAGACGAGAAUAUAAUCUCCAACAAGCUCCAGAACUACGGUGACGUCUCGUCCUAUACAGAGUCGGUAUACACACGGUCCACUCCAGGUGGUACUAAUAGAUCCGCCCUGUCCGAGGAUCGUUACGGGAGUUCCAGGUACUCCACGCUCAAUGAGAGCAGGUACUCGUCAGGAGCAUCGUCAUCAUCGUCAGCCUACACAUCACGUUAUUCCUCUCCCUACAACAGGUACUCCUACAGAACAUAAACCUCAGGAAAUUUCCAUUACGUGGAAGUUAAUGUUUACAUCCAGUAUGCAUUUAUAAUAUUAUCGCUGAUUAACAUUUUCUCUAUAAAUCAUGAAUAUUUUCUAAAUAUUGAAUUGAUUGUAAUACAUAUAGCAUAUUGGUUAUGGAGAUUUACUUUAUGCUGUUAUAACUGCCUUUAAUAAUUUUACGUGCCACACUUUUACUAUGCCAAUGUUAUACAUGUUCAUUAUAUUGAUAUUACAUGUAAUUGUAGCUGCUUGAUAUUUAAGCAUAAUAAAUUUUAAUAUAUA
Molecule: messenger RNA, 2926 nt
Organism: Saccostrea cuccullata (small rock oyster)
Lineage: Eukaryota; Metazoa; Mollusca; Bivalvia; Ostreida; Ostreidae
Exons: 6
Coding region: 128-2635 (835 amino acids)
Molecular function (GO): zinc ion binding
Source: RefSeq, a predicted model, not a curated record